CAAUAUAGUUCACGUCGUGGAAGACAGAUAUAUAGGAGUGCGUCGAGAUGGACGGCUUACCUCGGCCUCGCGAAUAGUAUCGUCGCGGACGAUUUGGAGUGCCUCGCGGGGAGGGCUUACCUCGGCCUCGUAGAAGAGGAAAUAAAAUCACGUCGUGGGAGACGGAUGGGAGUGCGUCGCGGUGGACGUCUUACCUCGGCCUCGCGGAAGAGGAAAUGAGAUCGCGUCGUGAAAGACGGAUAUAUAGGAGUGCGUCGAGAUGGACGGCUUACCUCGGCCUCGCGAUAACAUCGUCGCGGAUGAUCUUCAGCACCUCGUACAGAGCGGCUAGCUUCAGUGAUGGCACCGGCGAGCUUCAACCAUCAGUGCCGGCGUGCUCCAGCCCGUCUCGGCAACCUGCGGCGGCAUUUCGGGUCUGUCUAGAGUGCACUCGACGCAACACAACAGCCAGGAACUCGACCCGAGGACCGUCUGGGGGAGCAGCUUCAAUUUCCAAUUGGAGGAAGGGAGCACGUGCUGGGGUCUCCACGCUGUCUUCCCGUCGGCGGCAGGGAUUGCAGGUCACGCCGCUGGUCGCCGGUUCUCGAAGGAGACUGUGGACCGUAGCGACAGCGACGCCCCUGACCGCCGUCAAAUCCGGAGCCGUUAUCACAUCUAAAGCUGCUGUUGUUCUAGCCACACAGUCCACCAGCGACGACCGUACGGACGCGACGACCAAUGGGGAUCAACAGUUGGCUCAUUGGACGACGAAUCUGCAGCAGAUCUACGGCGAAGCUCUCCGUCGUGCUUCGAAGCCGGCGCUGGGUGGUGACUUGAAGAUCUGGACCUUCCUAGUGGUGGCGAUGGCCGGCGAACUCAAUCCGGUACCUCCUCAGCUAAUCUACGGCGAGGCACGCCCGUCGAAGCCGGCGGUGGUCUUCCGUGUGCCAAAGACAGAUCUGGUCGGCGAUGGUGAGGAAUCCAAGACCAGCGACCGAAUCCCACCACGAAGAUCUGGAAGAACCAUUCGGUUGUUUUUUUUUGGAGCACGCUUGAUGUGUUCGACACUCUCAAUGGAAGCACCAAUGUUGGGUUAUGGAACUCGGGGUCCUAGGUAACUAGGCGGAAGAGUAUCGAACUAAGUCUGCAGCCCCAUUCGGACUAAAGUAUUUAACUUGGUAAUCGUAAAAUUUAAAACUUUUAAAACACACUUUAUUAAUCUCAAUAAUAUUUUUCAUAACAUAUACAGUACGGAGUAUUUAACAAUAUUGCGGAAGCGAAUUUAAUAUUGACAUAUCAUAAAUCAUUUCAAAACUUGUCACAUCCAUCCCGACAAUCUCGCCCCAUCUGUCGCCAGAAUCACAUUAAUCUUUCUGUUAACCUGCGUGUAGCAAAUAAAACAUACUACACGCUCAGCGGUGAAGCUGAGUAAGAAUAUCUAAAACGUCGAACAUCCACAUAAAUUGAAUCUCAAUUC
Messenger RNA from Cuscuta campestris, 1456 nucleotides. The record is from the annotation of a GenBank genome assembly. NCBI's taxonomy places the organism in Eukaryota, Viridiplantae, Streptophyta, Magnoliopsida, Solanales, Convolvulaceae.